AUGUCUGAUUCUGCCUCGUUCGCCUCAACACUGGUUCAAAAAAAGUGGUUUGGCUUCGACCUCGAUGACACCUUGCACGAGUUCCGCAAAGCCUCCGCGCAAGCUUCACAGCGCGUUUUCGAAACAAUCCACUCUCAUACUGAUAUCGACAUCGAAUCUCUUAAAUCAAGUUACAAUGAGAUCCUGCAAAGCGCGACCGCAGACGCCUUUACCGACGGGCGUACUUCAGCGGAAUACCGCCGCGACAGAUUUACCCGUCUUUUGCAAGCUCACGGAGUCAACGAGCUUGGUGAAGAGGAUCAUUACAUAGCACAUCUUCUGGGUGUGUACAAAUCCUCUUUAAGCUCUAGCUUGGCGCUCAAAUCGGGCGCCCUUCCACUCCUCCAGGCUCUCAAGCAGCGGGGUAAGAAAAUCAUUGUGGUGACCGAGGGCCCCGCUGAUGCCCAGGAGUUGACCAUCCGGGAAUUGGGAUUGGAGCCCUACGUUGAUGUUUUGGUGACAACGAAUGAGGCAGGCUGUUCGAAAGUGGAUGGGUUAUUCCGCGUGGUACUUGAAAAGUAUGAAAUCCACUCGGAGGAUCUGAUUUAUUUCGGGGACAAUGCCAUUCGUGAUAUCCAAGCAUCACAGAAGGAGGGGAUUCUUGCCGUGCUUUAUGAUGAGGAGCAAGAAAGCCAGCUCGUCGACUUCCAGGCCUUGCGUAUUAAUUCGUGGGAAGCCUUGAAAGAUCUACUUGGUCAAGAAUAA
Messenger RNA from Penicillium manginii, 744 nucleotides. RefSeq names its product HAD family hydrolase. NCBI's taxonomy places the organism in Eukaryota, Fungi, Ascomycota, Eurotiomycetes, Eurotiales, Aspergillaceae. The transcript has a single exon. The coding region runs from base 1 to 744 and encodes 247 amino acids. The record is from RefSeq and is a predicted model, not a curated record.